UAUCUAAUGAUUCAUUCCCGAAGUUAUUGUGCUUAGGCCUAAAUUGUCCAAAAGGUAGAACCCGUGAUUCCACUUGAGUAGACCCCGUUUAUGAUCAGUGUAUUGCGCAGUCGCACCAGGAUCUUUUCUGGUUAUAGUAUCCAUUUUGAUCACAUCUCAUCUAUUUAAUCAAAGAUGGCAGAUGUUAUGGACGACAGUCAUUUUGAGUCUGGAGACUCCGGAGCCUCAGUGACGUAUCCCAUGCAAUGUUCUGCACUUCGUAAAAAUGGAUUUGUGAUGUUAAAAUCUCGACCUUGCAAGAUUGUCGAGAUGUCAACUUCCAAGACCGGUAAACACGGUCACGCCAAGGUCCACCUCGUAGGCAUCGAUAUAUUUAAUUCCAAAAAAUACGAAGAUAUUUGCCCUUCCACACACAAUAUGGAUGUGCCAUUCGUUAAAAGAGAAGAUUAUCAGCUAACAGAUAUAUCCGACGAUGGCUACUUAACUUUGAUGUCUGAUAAUGGAGACAUCCGUGAGGAUCUGAAAGUUCCCGACGGCGAGUUAGGAAGUCAGAUACGCACUGAUUUUGACGGAGGAAAAGACUUAUUGUGCACCGUUUUGAAAGCUUGUGGGGAGGAGGUUGUUAUCGCCAUCAAAACCAACACUGCCCUUGACAAAUAAUUGUGUUCAGUUCCAACCGUUUACAACCCAACAACCCGCUUAGCCAAUUGAUAUCUUUCCAUUGGUAAAAACAAAUCAAGAGAACGAGUCAACACAGAACACAGCCAACAAUAUCAACAACAGCGAAAACUCAGCAGCGGAGAGAAAUAACUUUUUAACAAAGUAACAUCCACUUACAUGCUAUUUAUCCAGACUUACACUAAAGUUUUUAAGUAAUGUAUGUGAUUAUAGACUGGGAAAAAGCAUUUUCCAAUCUCAUAUUAUCCAUACAUUAACACACAUACACACGUUGUUUGUUAUAUAAGAAAUACGGCGACAACUUUUCUUUAAGAAAAAUAAAAAUUGAAAAAGCCUUCGCACAUACGAGAUUUUUUUAUUCUACAAAAUCGCGAUUUUCUAACUAUAUUGUCGGCAUGAUAUAACAAAACAAAAACUACUUCUUGAGAAAUUCUGUAAGUUAUGCCUUAAGAGGUCAAACACCUGUUUUGCUACAUAUAAAGCCUUCGUCGAGUCUACUGAACGGAUCAAUUUUUUUCUACAAACUUUCUUAAGUCAAUCUUACUAGUGCUUUUACUUUUAAUAUAAAUUGUUACUAUUCCAGUGAUCGACAGUUUUUUGUAAAAAAAAGAAAAACAAAACUAAAAGAUAUAUAAUUGAAAUAUAUAUAAUUGAAAUCAAGGCUGUUGUCGCUUCGGGGUAGAACUGAGAAUGUUUUGUUGAUUUUUUAACGAAACAGCUUUCUCAGUAGAGCGGACACUUUACUACGAUUGUUUUAUAAAAUGAUGAAUAAACAGAGAAAGCUGGAAA
This is a messenger RNA of Leptopilina boulardi, 1467 nucleotides long. It is a transcript of the gene eEF5, whose product is annotated as eukaryotic translation initiation factor 5A. Gene Ontology annotation, molecular function: RNA binding; translation elongation factor activity; ribosome binding. The transcript is spliced from 4 exons. The coding region runs from base 175 to 660 and encodes 161 amino acids. Lineage: Eukaryota; Metazoa; Arthropoda; Insecta; Hymenoptera; Figitidae. The record is from RefSeq and is a predicted model, not a curated record. Gene Ontology annotation, biological process: positive regulation of translational termination; positive regulation of translational elongation.